UUUCUUCACCAAUCCAUCUCUUCAAAAUCAAUCCACCUCCUUCAUAUUUGAGAUUUUUAUACCUUUCAUUUAUUCAUUCAUAUCUUUAUUACUAUACGUAGCAAUGCGUCGCUCCUUAUUGCUUUUAGCUUUGGCUUUAGCUCUUUUGGCUUGCUCUUCAUCAUUUGCCUCUGCUCGAAUUGUUCGACAUACUUUUAAUGUGGGAAAUGUUACUGUGAAUCGGUUAUGCCGAGAUCAAGUGAUCACUGCGGUCAAUGGCGGUCUUCCUGGACCAACUAUUGUAGCUGAAGAUGGUGAUACACUUGUUGUUCGUGUUAAUAACGUAUCACCAUAUAAUGUCACAAUUCAUUGGCAUGGGGUGUUCCAGCUACUGAGCGCAUGGGCCGAUGGGCCCGAAUACGUUACGCAAUGCCCGAUCCGGCCCGGUCAAAGCUUCACCUACAGAUUCAACGUGACCCGCCAAGAAGGAAGUCUCUUGUGGCAUGCACAUUUCAAAGCACUCCGAGCCACGGUUCAUGGAGCCAUAAUAAUCCGACCCGCACCCGGUCGCACAUACCCAUUCCCAACGCCAUUCCGUGAAAUCCCAAUUGUUCUUGGUGAAUGGUGGAAUGCUGAUAUCAUGGAUGUGGAAGAGGAAGCUGUCUCAACAGGGGGUGCGCCUAAUGUUUCUAAUGCUUUUACUAUUAACGGUCAGCCCGGUGAUCUCUACCCAUGCUCCUCAAAUAACACUGUUAGGUUUACGUUGGUACAAGGAAGAACCUAUCUUCUCCGAGUAAUCAACGCUGCACUCAACACUCCGCUAUUCUUCAAGAUCGCCAACCACAAUUUCACAGUGGUGGCCGUGGACGCGUCCUACACCGACCCCUACAACACCGACGUGUUGGUUUUAGCACCGGGGCAGACCGUGGACGCGCUUAUGACGGCCGAUCAACCGGUAAAUCGCUACUACAUGGCAGCAAGCGCGUUCGUGAUCCCACUGCUCGCUCCCUACGUCAACAUAUCGACCACCGCCAUCAUGUCGUACGUGGGGGCCCCGGUGAAUUCGACACCACUAUUGCCCGUAAUGCCCAGCAGAAACGACACGGAGAUAGCGAACAGGUUUUUGAGCAGCUUGACCGGUUUGACCAGCAGCCCGCACUGGACCCCGGUCCCACUGGAGAUAGACGAGCGCAUGUUUGUGACUACCGGGCUAGGCCUGGUCGCGUGCCGCAACCCGAGCGGGGUCUGUGUCGGGCCGGGCGGGCAGGAAGUAGCGGCGUCGAUGAACAACGUAUCGUUCGAGCUGCCACAGGGGAUUUCGAUCAUGGAGGCCUACGUGAACAACGUGAGUGGGGUCUACACCGCCGACUUCCCGGACAACCCACCGGUGACGUUCGACUACAAUAACCCGAACAACACGCAGAACCCGGCGUUGUUUGCGACGGAGAAGGGGACGAGAGUGAAGCAGUUCAAGUACAACGCGACGGUGGAGAUGGUACUUCAUAAUACGGCGGUGCUGUCGUCAGAUGAUCAUCCGAUGCAUCUGCACGGCCUUAAUUUUUACGUGGUUGGACAAGGGCUGGGGAACUACAAUCCCCAAACUGAUGGUGCCAAUUUGAACUUGGUCAAUCCGCAGGAGCGGAAUACCGUUGUCGUUCCUAGCUUAGGAUGGGUGGUCAUCAGGUUCCGGGCUAAUAAUCCAGGUGUAUGGUUCGUGCAUUGUCACAUAGAUGGACACGUGCCGUGGGGUCUGGCUAAUGCUUUUAUCAUCGAGAAUGGGCCCACGCCGGACACAACGUUGCCUCCACCGCCAGCCGAUCUUCCACAAUGCUAGUUCCAAACUUGCACUACCUACUACUACCAUAUAUUUUAUUUUUGAAUUUCAGUCCACGAAAUGUAUUUGUAUUAAUUGGUGUGAAUUUUUUUUCUAUGUUGAUCUAUUUCGUAAUAAAUUCAUUGUAUAAAGAGAAAUAACUAUACAACUUGUAUGACCA
Messenger RNA from Salvia hispanica, 1973 nucleotides. RefSeq names its product laccase-7-like. Lineage: Eukaryota; Viridiplantae; Streptophyta; Magnoliopsida; Lamiales; Lamiaceae. Gene Ontology annotation, cellular component: apoplast. Gene Ontology annotation, biological process: lignin catabolic process. The record is from RefSeq and is a predicted model, not a curated record. Gene Ontology annotation, molecular function: hydroquinone:oxygen oxidoreductase activity; copper ion binding.